CAGACUUCCCCCUCUCCAUCAGGCUCCCUGCAGGAGAAAAAUUCUCGAGAUUUUCCAGCAGGAGGGCCAGUGGCUGUUCUAGCUGCUUGCUCCAGAAAUCAGAAACAUCGGGGAAGGCAAUCUUAUUUUCCUACCAGGAAAGCCCCUUCCCCGCCUUCCGUUAACUAAUUAGAAAAUUUCCAGGGACAUUGCCAUCGCGAGUCGCAUCAUUUUUCUUGAAGACAUUCCAUUAUUGUUCUACCGACCUUUCCCUCAUUCCCGAGUCCUCUGGAGUUGAGUUAUGUCAACAGCUGCCUUAAUUACUUUGGUCAGAAGUGGCGGGAACCACGUGAGGAGGAGAGUGCUGCUGAGCUCCCGCCUUCUGCAGGACGACCGGCGGGUGACGCCCACGUGCCACAGCUCCACUUCAGUGCCUAAGUGUUCGCGGUUUGACCCAGAUGGCAGUGGGCGUCCAGCCACCUGGGACAAUUUUGGGAUCUGGGAUAACCGCAUUGAUGAGCCGAUUCUGCUGCCGCCCAGCAUUAAGUAUGGCAAGCCGAUUCCCAAAAUCAGCUUGGAAAACGUAGGCUGCGCCUCGCAUAUUGGCAGGCGGAAAGAGAACGAAGACCGGUUUGACAGCGCUCAGCUGACCGAUGAGGUCCUGUACUUUGCCGUGUACGAUGGACACGGAGGACCUGCCGCCGCUGAUUUCUGUCACACCCACAUGGAGAAAUGCAUCAUGGAUUUGCUUCCUAAGGAGAAGAACUUGGAAACUGUGUUGACCUUGGCUUUUCUAGAAAUAGAUAAAGCCUUUGCAAGGCAUGCCCACCUGUCUGCUGAUGCAACCCUUCUGACCUCUGGGACUACUGCAACGGUAGCCCUGUUGAGAGAUGGUAUUGAGCUGGUUGUAGCCAGUGUUGGGGACAGCAGGGCUAUUUUGUGUAGAAAAGGAAAAUCCAUGAAGCUGACCAUUGACCAUACUCCAGAAAGAAAAGAUGAAAAAGAAAGGAUCAAGAAAUGUGGUGGCUUUGUGGCUUGGAAUAGUUUGGGACAGCCUCAUGUGAAUGGCAGACUUGCAAUGACAAGGAGUCUUGGAGAUUUGGAUCUUAAAACCAGCGGUGUGAUAGCAGAACCAGAAACAAAGAGGGUCAAGCUCCAUCACGCUGAUGACAGCUUCCUGGUCCUCACUACAGAUGGAAUUAACUUCAUGGUGAACAGUCAAGAGAUUUGUGACUUUGUCAAUCAGUGCCAUGAUCCCAACGAAGCAGCCCAUGCAGUGAUUGAACAGGCAAUACAGUUUGGUACUGAAGAUAACAGUACUGCAGUAGUAGUGCCUUUUGGUGCCUGGGGGAAAUACAAGAGCUCUAAAAUCAACUUCUCAUUCAGCAGAAGCUUUGCCUCCAGUGGACGAUGGGCGUGACUGCUUGCUGGGACUUUGAAUUUCUGUGAAACAGUUUUUCACUGAAUAUGUCAAGAAACUUACUAGAUCAAACAAGUCAGCUGUGCCUGGAUGCCUCUGUGACUCACUAGAUCAGUACACAAGUCAGUGUAAACUAAGUAACCAUUUACGUAGUAGUUUUUCAUUAAUAACUCAUAUUUAUGUUCAACUGUACGUACUCAGUAUAAAUAUAUGUGUAAUUCAACUGUGGUGAAUCUUUAAGUUGAGUGAGCAAAUGAAAAGUGGUUCUGACGCACUUGCUGAAUGUUAAAUUUCUCAUUUUUAAAACUCUUAGGCAGCUACGAGUUUCGUCUGAUCAUUUCUGUUCUUUCUUCAUUUGAACAGAUUCUUGCCUUCAAGUUCUUCAAAACUAGUAGAUAUUUUGACGGCUCUGCAAUGUGUUAGCUGCAAGUGUUUAUUUUCAAUAGUUCUACCAAGGAGUAAGUGUGAAAACAGAGUUCUGUGUGACUAUAUUUUGUAUUCUGGACCACUUACUGGUAAAUUUCACAAUGCAAAAGACAUUAAUUCAGAUAAUAUGGCGCUGCUAAAUUGUAUGCAUAUUUACAACAGUGCAGUUAUGAAUGUCAGCUGUGUCACUUGGUCUUCCCCCUUCCCCCCCAACCCCCUUCAUUGCCUCUUUUUCUGUAGCUAAGAAUGUUAUAUAGAUACAUAGGCUACUUCUUUAUAUCAGAAGAGUAUGCACAGGCCGAAUCUUUCGGUCAAAGCCAUACAAACUUAAAUACUGAUGGUAUCCAGUAUUUUGUAUGAAGUUUCCAUUUGUUAUCUUUAACUCUGUGUUUUGUGUUUUAUAUGUAGUAUGUUUAUAUCACCUUUUGUAUAGAAUAAGCAAGUUGGAUAAUUUGUCAGUAAAAAUAAUACCACAUUGUCUGAUAAUAUGAGAGAGAUAGCGUGAGGUUUAUGUCUCCUUUUUGCUUCUUUCUAAGAUUCAAAGCAAAGAAUAAAUCUAAAACGUUAAAGCAUUCUAUAUUUCAGCUUGCUAAUGUAAUUUAGGAAUGUAAAACUCUAUAUCUGCAUGUAAGUUUGCUGUUAAAAUGUGAAUCUCUACAUGCGUGUUUGAAAUUAUAUCUGCAGUUUAUUUUGCAGACAAUGUAAGUUUGUUAUAUGUGUGGGGGUAUGUACAUAUGUAAAUUUUGGAGUAAUAGAGAAUUAAAGGGAACAAUCCUGCAUA
Messenger RNA from Leopardus geoffroyi (Geoffroy's cat), 2606 nucleotides. RefSeq names its product protein phosphatase, Mg2+/Mn2+ dependent 1K (gene PPM1K). Gene Ontology annotation, molecular function: cation binding; protein serine/threonine phosphatase activity. The record is from RefSeq and is a predicted model, not a curated record. Gene Ontology annotation, biological process: protein dephosphorylation. The coding region runs from base 281 to 1399 and encodes 372 amino acids. NCBI's taxonomy places the organism in Eukaryota, Metazoa, Chordata, Mammalia, Carnivora, Felidae. The transcript has 7 exons.